AUGGGUCUAACGGCAUUCCUGGUGAAUGCGGGAAACGCACACGGAACAUGGCCAACUCCACGAUAUCAUUCAUUGCUGCUUUUGCUUUUGUUCUGCGCUGCGUGGACGGUCUUCUUCAGCUCUGCUUACAUCCUUUGGCUGGCGGACAACAAGCAACAUAUACUGGCCAACGUAGCCAGCUCAAUCAUCUGGUUGGGUGUUACUCUUGUCCUAUGGGGGGUUGGUGCAGGAAUUUUACACUUCACAAGAGGUGGAGGCAAUUGCCCCAAUUCUGCCCCGAUCUCUCGGUGUAGGCAGUCGUUGACCGUUGAGAGCUUAGCAUGGGUGGAGACAGGGGUCGUAUUUCUAACUCUUUGCUGGACGAUCACUACGACCAUUGUGAGACGAGAUACUCUAGACUCGCGGAGGAUAGUCUAG
Messenger RNA from Mycena indigotica, 417 nucleotides. RefSeq lists its product as uncharacterized. The record is from RefSeq and is a predicted model, not a curated record. Bases 1 to 417 code for a protein of 138 amino acids. Lineage: Eukaryota; Fungi; Basidiomycota; Agaricomycetes; Agaricales; Mycenaceae. The transcript is spliced from 3 exons.